AUUAAGUUAUUUUUAAAGAAGAGAAAACUGUCAACGGAUUCGCCAUAAGUUGUUCUUCAUUUGUGAAUUUGUUAAAAAAGUAUAAGCAUGAAUAAUCGCGCUCAAAUUAACCAAGGAAAAGAAAAUCCUACAAAAUCUUCGAAACCUUUAAUAACAGCAAAACUUCCUUUACAUCCUUCGACAAAUCCUAAUCAAUCAAGUUCGGACACAAUAAAAAAUCCAAAUUUAGUAAAUAUCAAACCAAUAACAAAACCAACAAGCAAUAACAGUCAAUUCAAAAAACCCAUUCAACCAAUAUCUGAUAAUUCAACGGCACAAAACAAGUUUGAUGCAGCAAAUGAAAACGGCGAUCAAAAAAGUAAGAAGAGCUGGUCGUUGGUUAAUUUUGACAUUGGGCGUCCUCUUGGCCGUGGAAAAUUUGGAAAUGUUUAUUUAGCAAGAGAAAAGGAGACUAAAUUUGUAAUAGCACUUAAAGUAUUGUUUAAAAAGCAAAUUGCAAAUCAAGAAAUUGAGCAUCAAGUUCGUCGGGAGAUUGAGAUCCAGAGUCAUCUUCGUCAUCCAAAUAUAUUACGUAUGUAUGGAUUCUUUCACGAUGAGCAACGAAUUUAUCUCAUUCUUGAGUAUGCAUCUGGUGGAACUCUUUUCAACGCCUUAAAAAAGGAAACUCGUUUUGAUGAAAAAAAGUCUGCAAGAUAUAUUAAAUCGCUCGUCUCUGCGUUAAUUUAUCUGCAUGGAAAAAAUGUCAUUCAUAGAGACAUAAAACCCGAAAAUUUGCUAUUGGGUCAUGAUGAUCAAUUAAAAAUAGCAGAUUUUGGAUGGAGUGUUCACGAGCCAAACUCCAUGAGAACAACUCUUUGUGGCACUAUGGAUUACUUGUCACCAGAAAUGGUUUUAGGAAAGCCACAUACAAAAGCAGUUGAUUUGUGGAGUCUCGGAGUUCUCGCUUAUGAAUUACUUGUUGGUGCAGCUCCAUUUCAUCAUGAAGGAUAUGACGGAACAUAUAGAAAAAUCAUGAAAAUUGAGUAUCAUGUUCCAGAUUAUAUAAGCAAGGCAGCAGCCCAUUUUAUAUCCAAAUUGAUUGUUCUGGAACCGGAAAAUCGUAUGCCUUUGGAGAAACUUCAGGCACAUCCUUGGUUCACAGCUAAUAAUUAAUUCAUAAAAUAUCAGAUUAUCUGUCACAUUUAAAAUUGUUUAAUGUCAUCAAAUUUCUUAUCGUCAUAUUCGAGUAUUGUCUUUAAACUUAAACAUUAAUUUUUUUAUCAGUAAAUAAACAAAAUUGUAACGCAUACGACAUAAAAAAUUUGAAAAGAGCUUUGAAGUGUAGAAGAGCGGAAAAGAGUGUAGAAGUAUCGAAAACUUUGAAUAAAAUGUGUAAAUAAAAACAAUUUGUCAUUUUUAUUGAAAACUUAAUUAAUAACUAAGUAAUAUGCUAUAAAGUUGGAGUUUUGUGGAACAUUCAGUUAAACUCAAUAAAAACAAUUAAAAACAAUUGAUAAUUAAACUCUGAAAUGACAAAUGAAAUAAAUUUAUCUAUUGCAAUACCUUUUGUUAACAAACGUGCGGCAGAAAUUGCUUUUCAUGUUCUUAAUAUUGAUUCAGAACCCAAAAGAAGUCAAGUUAAUAAACAUUUCACUCUAGAGGAUAACAUUCUUAAAGUUAAUUUUAGUGGCGAAAUAGCAAAAAAUGUAAGAGUUAGUGCAACAUCGUUCUUUGAAUCAUUAAUCUUAUGUUGUGAAACCCAAAAUAUGUUUAUUUCUACAACUUCGGAGGAAUAUAACUUUUAUGAAUAAUGGCAGAGCAAUCACCUUCUCCUACUACGUCAAGAGGGAUUUACGGAUUUGUAGUAUUUCUACUCUUUUCAACGCUUCUGAUUUUGUACUGUUUAUGGUGUUUCAUUCCACUGGAAGUUUUUGAGAAUAAUUUAGACAUCGAACUGCCUAAUAAAUACUUUGCAAUUUGUAUUCCAUUUCUUGUUAUGAGUGGAGUUUAUAUUUUUGCAUUCUUCAUCUAUCCAUCAAUUAGCUUUAUAAUGACAACGAACAUCGAUUCAAUUUAUACAAUAACAGAUGAGAGUUCAAUCACCCGAUGCCAAUACGAAAACAACAACAAAGUUUGUGACAAAAAGAUUCGAAAAGACUUGAAAUCAUGGGAAAUAUCAAAAUCAUGCGUGGAUCAUGAAAAUCUCAAUUCAAGAGACUUGUCAUGUGAUUGCAAUCAUAAAGGAAAGUGCAUGUUUGAAAGAAAUCCAGAUUUAAUUUUAGAACUUCAAAACCAAGGCCAUCAAUUGAAAAAUUCAUCUGACAUGGACAUUUCUGAAGUUUCAAACGUUUUGUAUGGAAAUUCUCGUUGAAAUAUUUAAAAUGAUUAUAAAGAGAGUUUUAUAUAUUUAAGGAGAUUUUUUGCAAGAAAAUAAAGUGGAAUAAGAAAACAU
Clunio marinus is the source of this 2431-nucleotide messenger RNA. NCBI's taxonomy places the organism in Eukaryota, Metazoa, Arthropoda, Insecta, Diptera, Chironomidae. The record is from the annotation of a GenBank genome assembly.